AUGCCGACACAAGUCGGCGUUGAGCCUGCUCCGGCAGGUCAAACAGUCAACUUCGUUGACCCACAGACUCAGACUGCUGCAAAUAUCGCCAUGUACACCAUCAUGUUGGUCGCUUGCGCUUUGUGCUUAGCAGUCCGCAUAUAUACACGAACAACGAUCAAUCGUUCGUUUGGAUUCGAUGAUGCCUUUGCCAUUGCUGGAUUUCUCGAGGUAUGGGCCGAAUGGUGCUACCUGGUAGUUUCCGGCACUGUGAAACUAUCCUAUCUGCUCCUCUAUAUCCGGAUCUUCGGUCCAUUUCAAAGGGUCACCCCGGUCAUGUGGACCGGCGUGGUGCUUGUUUCCUUAAUCUACGUCGUCCUGCUGAUGAUGUCGAUUCUCGAUUGUCAACCUAUUCAUCGACACUGGGACCCGACCGUGCACGGACAAUGCUUACCCUCAGGAGUCCUCGCAUAUUCAUCCGGAGCAUUCAACGUUGCCACAGAUUUGUUUGUGCUCGUUGUUCCAAUGCCAACCGUUUGGUCGAUGAACAUGAGCACGGUCAAGAAAUUACGAGUGUCUGCUGUUUUUGGCUUGGGUAUUAUUGUGGUUUCCCUGAGCAUUACUCGUCUUGCCAAGACUCCAGUUGUUUUCAAAUCCACCGAUCCAUCAUGGGAUUUGUCCAAAUUUGCUAUUUACUCCUUCCUCGAACUCAGCUUCGGUUUUAUCUGUUGCUGUCUUCUUACUUUCCCAGCCUUCCUCGAGCACCACGGUACAACUGUGAUGAGCUGGAUACGAUCUCGAACCAAUUCCUCCAGAGGAUCAAGCUCCAAAGGCACUGCGUCUUCUCCUCACUCCGAAAAGAGAAGGCAAAGUCCCAAGACCGACGAAAACGACAAACAUUCUUUUAAUUCAUUUAAUAGUGCCGACGCCCGUCUCACCUUCGCCACAACACCUGCAGGGCUGGUCCAAAGUGCUGAUUUAGAGACUGGCGAAUUGCGUGACCUCUCGAGUUCGAGUUCAAGAUCUAGAUUAGAGCAUGUCGAUCUCUGA
Messenger RNA from Talaromyces amestolkiae, 1029 nucleotides. RefSeq lists its product as uncharacterized. Lineage: Eukaryota; Fungi; Ascomycota; Eurotiomycetes; Eurotiales; Trichocomaceae. The transcript is spliced from 5 exons. The record is from RefSeq and is a predicted model, not a curated record. Bases 1 to 1029 code for a protein of 342 amino acids.